GCACACAUAUCAGAACAUCAGGGGUAUUGAAUUAGAGACUUAUGACCGCUUGCUCAAGGAAAAGAAUAGUAUGUACAGGAACGCUGCUUGAAACCCUUCCAAUGCUAACAAAUAAAAGCAAACAUUCUUCGAAUUUCUCCAACUGAGCUACUGAUUCCUUCAGCUCUCUCUCUUCCAAAAAUUUACCAUCAUCAAGCUGUUAAGACAAAAUGGUACGUAACUGAUGCACUCGGCCCUGGCGAGUCAGUCUUUAACAUGCAACAACACUCCCAUCACGCUCAUUUCCGCCGCUUGAUUGCUGGACCAUACUCCAUGUCCAAGAUGGUCAAGAAUGAACCUCUCAUCGAUGAAAUUAUCAUCGCUUAGAUCAAAAAACUAAACGAAAUGUUUGCUGAACAAAACAAAGCUUUUGACAUGUCAAGAUGGGCAACUUUUGCUGCAUUUGACGUUAUCAGUUUGGUUGGAUUUGGAGAGGCCUUUGGAUUCGUCGAUACUGCUAGUGACGUUGAUGAUUUGAUCGAGGAAAUCCACAAGGGCUUCUUCUAUUUCGGUAUUGUUGGAAGAUUGUACCCUUUUGUUGAUUUCAUCAAGAAGACUUGGCUUGGAAGAUUCCUCGUCUCUAGCGAAAAAGACAAGGGAGGGAUGGGUUUCUUGAUUAGAUGGACAAACAGAAUUAUGAAAGCUAGACAGAAGGAAAUUGCCGAAGGAAAGAACAAUGAAAGGGUUGACCUGUUGCAAUCGUAUGGCAAUCUUCCUUAAAUGUUUCCGCAAAUGCUAAAGGAACUAGAUUCUAUGAGGCCCGUGAUGCCGAUGGUCAACCACUCACCGAAGACCAUAUCCGAGCCGAAUGCAUGCUCUUAUUCACAGCUGGUGCCGAUACUACCGGAACUACCAUGGGAGCAAUGAUGGCAUACCUCCUGUCCAAUCCAACUGUCUACGCCAAAAUGAUUAAUGAAAUUGACGCUGCUUUCGAAGGUGGUGUAUUAUCUAGCCCAGUUCCAGCUGCAUCAGAAGUUUCCAAAAGCUGUCCAUACUACGUUGCCUGUGUCAAAGAAUCCCUGCGUUUAUGUCCUUGGGCUCCUAAUAUUUUUCCUCGUCUCGUCCAAGCUGACCAUGCUCCUCUUGUAAUCGAUGGAAAAACUAUCCCAGUCGGAACUGAAGUUACCAGCACUGCAUAUAUGGCGAACCGUGAUCCAGCAGUUUAUGGAAAAGAUGCGGAAGAAUUCAGACCAGAAAGAUGGUUGGAAAAUGAUGGAGAAGCGGGUAAGGUUUUCGAUAAAUAUCUUGCUACUUUCGGAUAUGGUACUCGUAGCUGUUUGGGUAAGGAUCUUGCAAUGAUUGAAUUGAUGAAGGCUCCUUUGAUGGUAAGUAAUCUUUCCUGACGCGUUGGCUCCUUAUAUGGUCCUGUAGUAACAAUCAUUAGUUUUUCCGCGCAUUUAAUCCACGACUGUGUCUCCCAAGCAAGGAGACCCCAUCCCCAAAACGUAUUUUGGUCGGUGCCAUGUUUUAUUGGGAUGAUAUUUGGAUGAAACUUGAGAAGAGAGAAAUUCCUGGAUUUCCUUGGUGAACUUGUGAGAUGAGCAGAUAAGAUAAGGAUAUAAGGAUUUCACCGUAUUCUCUUACAGAAUUCAGGUAGGCUAAACAGGGAUUCAGAUGAUAAAGUUUAUAUAGGUUAGGGUUCGGAGUAUUUAUUUCUCCUGUUAAUCGGAAUAUAACCAA
Messenger RNA from Sclerotinia trifoliorum, 1719 nucleotides. NCBI's taxonomy places the organism in Eukaryota, Fungi, Ascomycota, Leotiomycetes, Helotiales, Sclerotiniaceae. The record is from the annotation of a GenBank genome assembly.